AUGGGUCCUUACAAAUACACCCAGCUGGAAAGGGGAAAUGACGAGAUCAGACUAUUGAGUCUAAUGCCAGGCGCACAAGACGACAGCAUCUCCAUGCACAUUUUCCACGUACCCCUAGCCAACUCACCGAGAGAGACUGGUGAAAUCAAGAGACUUUCACUUGAAGAACUGCAAAGAACUCUUCCGGACGAUAUGUAUGCUGUGAAAACAAUCGAUGGACGAUACAUCUUCAAACACCGCAAUGGAAAUCUAAAUUCGUGGGACCUACCAGAUCCAAAUCUUGAUCGUGCUCUUUAUGAUUUGCCGAAACAUGUAAGUUUUCCGGAAAAUAAACCUAAAUAUGAAGCUCUUUCAUAUAUCUGGGGGUCUGCCGAAAAUCCAAUCACAGCACAUGUGUUGGGCGAAAGUUUGGCAACGAUACAAAUUGGGGCUUCUCUUGCUGUUGCACUUAGACAAUUAAGAUACACGGAUAAGCCACGAAUAUUGUGGAUAGACUCUAUCUGUAUCAAUCAAAGUGACAUGUCCGAGCGAAGCCACGAAAUAGGACGCAUGAGAAACAUCUUCUCUUUCGCGGAUCGAACUAUCAUCUGGCUUGGCGAAGAAGCUGACGAUAGUACAAGCACUUUAUCUACUAUUGAGCAUUUUGCCAGACAGGUCGAGUACAUAGGAGGAGGAUUAGUUGCAUACGCGCCUGGAACUAAGUUAAUGGAAUGGAGACACUCGAACUUUCAUCUGCCGUAUGACACCAAAACAUGGUCAUCCAUAAGAGCUCUCUUCCAGAGGCCUUGGUUCAGUCGAGUCUGGGUCUUACAGGAAGCCUUACUUGGCGAUCAGGGAUCAUCAGUACAGUGCGGUAAUACCUCUAUUCCUUUCAGUGCUCUUCGAAAAGCAAUGUUGGUGCUUGGGAGAAAGGUCACGACACCAAGCGACAUCCGCUCCCAAUUAUUGUCGUACGCUCCUGGAGUUCUGCCUGACUCUAUGAGAGAGUUACCCGAGCUUCUGAGAUGGGCUAAGCAUCGCAACUGCAGCGAUCCUCGUGAUAAAAUAUAUGGGGUACUGGGCUUAGUGUCGCCUUUGAUUGCCGAAGGAAUUACGUGCGACUAUUCUAUUCCUGUGGCAGAAGUGUAUAAGAGUGCGGUACUCAGUCAUAUCACUGUCACAAAGCGUCUGUACUUGCUGCAACACAGUCGGCUGAUCCAAAGAUUUGAAGAUGGACCAUCAUGGGUUCCGAAUUGGUCUUUCGAAGAUAAAAGUAUUAUGAUCGGUAUUGUCUUGGGGAGAUAUGCAGCGGGUUCUUCCUCUGCAGUAACAGAUUAUCAAGCGCCGACGACUUUAGAAGUCACCGGCGUUUUUUGCACAAGAAUUACUUCAGUUAAAACGAAAUCUUCCGGAAAUGCAAGGGAAACUUUCCAAGCUAUUCGUGGCUGGGAGCCCGAGGGUCUCAGCUCUAGAGACUAUAUCGCGGGCGGUUCUUUGAUUGAUGCAUUCCUCCAAACUAUUUAUCAAGGGCGUACUAAGGAAAGAUAUCCCGGACUUCGUAUUCCACAUUCUUGGGAGCUCCGCCGAAGCUACUUAGAAGCUGUUGAUAAAGAUAAUAAAGAUCAAGAUGCGAUACUAAAUUAUGUUUACGGAUUGAAUUUUGGUCCCACGGCAUUCAUAACAACAGAAGAGGGAUAUAUGGGAAUAGGACCACUUGGAGUUGAGGAAGGUGACUAUGUAUGUGUACUAUUAGGAACCGAACUUCCAAUAGUUCUACGCCCAACACCAGCUGGACAGUUUCUAGUUGUAGGAUCCUACUUCAUUCAUGGUUUAAUGGACGGAGAAGCUCUGCUUGGUCCUAUCCCAAGUCCAUGGAAAACAGAACUAUACCGAAGGAAAGAUUCAGGGUACUCAACUCACUUUGUCAACCCGAACGAAAAAACACUCGAUGACCCACGUCUCUCCCCUCUACCCUCUGAAUGGAUAGAAGUCAAUAGAGAUGACGGUCCAUGGCCUAUCAGCAAGUCAUAUUUCAAACAUCUUGUGACAGGCGAGACGAUGGAUUCUGAUCCUAGGAUGCUUCCACAAGCAUUGAUGGAAAGAGGUGUGAAACUGCGGAAAUUCAGGCUCGUGUAG
Molecule: messenger RNA, 2115 nt
Organism: Botrytis sinoallii
Lineage: Eukaryota; Fungi; Ascomycota; Leotiomycetes; Helotiales; Sclerotiniaceae
Exons: 2
Coding region: 1-2115 (704 amino acids)
Molecular function (GO): protein binding
Source: RefSeq, a predicted model, not a curated record